Molecule: messenger RNA, 2295 nt
Organism: Penicillium malachiteum
Lineage: Eukaryota; Fungi; Ascomycota; Eurotiomycetes; Eurotiales; Aspergillaceae
Product: RIX1/PELP1 family protein
Exons: 2
Coding region: 1-2295 (764 amino acids)
Biological process (GO): rRNA processing
Cellular component (GO): nucleus
Source: RefSeq, a predicted model, not a curated record
AUGUCGACAACUACUUUACGGGCUGUCACCCAUCGAUUGACUACAACUCCCGUGGAACAAUUACCCGCUAUAGCUUCAUUCCUUGCGACUUCCUUGACUGAUUGCGCAGAGCUUCUCUCCGCUCCUCAAGUAGCAAAAAGCGGAAAAGCGGAGUCCGAUAAUACUGUGCAGAUUCACAAGCUGAAGACCCGCCUGGCCAGUUUGUUGCAGGAUCGCAGUAUCGAGGGACGAUGGACUGCCGUCGUACUUGUCAAGGCCACCGUUGAGGCGGGCCAGUGGGAAAUCCUCCGGGGUUAUGAGCCAAUUGUUCGCAGCUUGAUUGGUAUUUUGGCGAAACCCGAUCCGAUCUCGACUCGAAAGAUGUCUAUGAUUACUUUGACUCGCAUCUUCCAUCUGACCUAUCAAUACCCCACAUUGGUACGGGAGAUCACCACCCCUCAUCUUCCGGGAUUCAUCACCGCUGCCCUUAACUUGGUUUCGACACUGGUCAAGUCUCCCUCGGGAUCGACCCGCAAGCCCAAGCCCAACACCCCGUUCAUGGAGACUGUACUCCAGGUUUGCUUGGAACUGGUCCCCCGCCACCCUACCAUCUUCCGUCCGUUCGCUUCACAACUCCGAUCGUUGCUAACAGAGAUUCUGGGAUCCUCUUCGGUAUACUACCCAGACUCGGUUAUGGAUAUUGCGGAACAGCUGUUUGCCUCGUUGCAUAAAUGUGCACCCAAGGAUAAGGCUGGAGCGGGCUGGACUGAUGAUUGCAGGUCAACAGUUUUGUCCAUUCAUCGCGCUGCGGAUUAUGUCUUCCGCGCCGUGAAAGAACAGUGGGAAUCGGUGGAUGGCUCAUUGGUUUUUACCAGACAGAAGUAUAGUGAGGAACUGACCGAUGAUGGAUCCGAUGCCCUGGGACUUCCAGGUUGGAAUGGAAUUCAUGCCGGAGCCGACAGGAUUAUCACCCUUUUGCGCAUUUUGUCCAACUUCGUUGCUAUGCCAUCCGCAUCCGCCGUCGCCCUCCCACUUGGCUCUAUUCUCGAUAUCACCUCGCGACUCACCUCCGUGACUGCCCCUUCAACUGAAGGAACCCAGUCAGCUAUCCAGGCGAACCCCCAAAUUGGCCGCGAUGAGCGAGAGAUGCUGUGGUCUGAGCUGCCUCGCAUCCAUGUUACCUGCAUGGAUUUGCUCGCUCGUGUGGCCAGCGUUCUGGAAACCAGUACUACAUCUGUCAUGCAUAACAUGCUGGAACAAAUCACUUGGGUCUUCCGGAACGAAAAGGCCAGCCGGAACGUGCGUGUGGCUUCUUAUGAGUUGCUCCGCGAUUUGAUUACUCUCAAUGGCCCAGCUAUGACAAAGCAGAAUGUGGCAUCCCUUGUCAAUGUCCUGCGCGCCUGUUGCCACGACUUGUUGCCUGUCUCUAAUGACUCCAACUCCCAAUCCAAGUCCCAGACCGACAGCAAAUCUAAGACCAAGAAUGGGCAAGGAACUACAAAUGCAGACUCUUUCUUGAACCCUGAUCUUCAGAAGAAUCGCAUAUCACAGGCCUCUUCCCAGUCUCCCGAACUCGAGAAUGCCGCUUCUGCUCUUCUCCAGGCUGUACUCUUGUCAACUCCAGCAGAACUCCUCCCCGGAUCAAUUCGCACUGAAAUCGACCGUACCAUCAUCCUUGUUUCUGACAAGGAUGCCAUGCUUGCUAGCGUUUUGAACCCACUCCCAGCGAUCAAGGGCCGUGCUGCGGGUGCCAGUAUUCUACCUUUCUUGGUUCGCAGCCAUGCGGACCAGAUGGAGGUCGAGGCUCUGGUGCGUCCCAGGAUGCCCGUGCUGAUGACUGCACCAGAACUCGACGCAUAUGCAGAGGCAGAAGAGCAAGAAGAGGCCGAUGAAAUGGCCGAUGACUCGUAUGAAGCUGCCCCUGAAACCACCGACUUCUUGAAGGCCCCAGUCCCCGCACCUUCUGCGACAAAAUCGGAGACUGCGGAUCAACCCUCAGUGCACAAGCGGACUUAUAUUGAGGAGUCUACAAUUCAGACACCCAGCCUGACAGCUUCGUCUACCCAGGAGACCGUGCAGAAGAAGGCCCGAUUCGGAGAGUCAUCUUCGUCGGAACAAGCUCCUCGGGUUUCUGCUUUUGUAUCUCAUCCAGCUCAGAAAUCGAGUUUGGAGAAGCAGGCUCAGCCUAACUCCCAGGUAUCAGCUGCCCCAGUCGUGCCUGUGGCUGAGGACGAAAGCGACGAUGAGUUGCCUACCGUGAACAUGGAUUCUGAUACUGAGAGCGAAGACGACGAAGAUGUGACAAUGGAGGGAUAG